Molecule: messenger RNA, 7439 nt
Organism: Caenorhabditis auriculariae
Lineage: Eukaryota; Metazoa; Nematoda; Chromadorea; Rhabditida; Rhabditidae
Source: the annotation of a GenBank genome assembly
AUGGUUUCGCCGCCGGGCCAGUCCAGCAAGCAGCCGUUGCCUGCAAGAGAACUUGGGAUAUUCAGAAGAAUUAUUGUCAGUUUUUCGGCGAAAUAAUUAUCGCGAUCUUUUGGAUUUUCAGAAAAGCUACGAGCAAAAGCAAUAUCGAGUCGGCUUGAGAUAUGCCAGACAAAUCCUCUCCAACAGCCAAUUUGCUGAUCAUGGAGGUUCGAUUUCUCUCGUUUUAAAUGAAGAGAUUGGAUUUUUCAGAAACUUUGUCUAUGAAAGGCCUUAUCCUGAACUGCAUGGGCAAGUCGGCCGAGGCGCAGGAUUGUGUGAAACGAGGCCUGAAGGCCGAUCUGACGUCCUACGUCUGUUGGCACGUCUACGGCCUCGUCCAACGUUCCGACAAGAAAUACGAUGAGGCGAUGAAAGUCUGUUCGGGAAGAUAAUUCCAUUUCGAAACUCGAAAUUCAGGCCUACAAACACGCCUUGAAUCUUGACAAGGAGAACUUGCAAAUUUUGCGCGAUUUGUCCUUGCUCCAAAUACAACUCCGUGACUAUGAGGGCUACAGGGUUUUUUUCAAUUUUAUCUAAAAAUGUUCAUUUAUUUGUUUUCAGGAUUCUCGUUAUCACUUGCUCCGCCUUCGGCCGACCCAACGCGUUUCUUGGGUCGGCUAUGCGACGGCCUACCAUUUACUGAACGAUUACGCGAUGGCGUUGAACAUCAUCAGCCAGUUCAUGAAGAACAACACGGUAAACUCGAUGGAUAACUCACGUUUUUUUUGUUUGAAUGGAAUUAAAAGUUGUUUGAAGGCGAAGCGAAAUGAUUUUUUUUUCAAAGUGUAGUAUUUUAUGAUGUUUGAUGGUGCGGUGCAGUUAAUUUCAUUUAUAACAGUUUGCUGGAAUUUUUGAGAAAAAAAUUUUUUUAUCGAAAUAGGUACACGCAAAAAAUAUUUUUUUGUUAUCCAAAACUUCCAGUAAACUUAGGGUCAGAUUUUUUCCGUUCAGAUUCAAAAUUUGCAAUAAAAUCUUACUAAUUUUUAUCUUCAGAUUAUAACUGACCUUUAGGUUUCAAUAAAUAUUUUUCAUCCCUCAUAUAGGUAUAAGAAUAAUCUGGCUCUUGUAUCAAAUAGGAUUCUUUUUUUCCAUCACUCAAGACAUUUUUUCAGGCGAAAAAGUCAAUAUUUAACGUCCUGUUCAAAGUAAAUUCUGCGAAAUACAAAAUCAUCUUUGUCUCUCCAAAAUUAUUAUUUUUUUCUACGAUGGUUGAUUUGAAUUUCGCGGUGUCAUUUUGAGCACGACGCCUUUUUUCACCAAUCAUUUGAAUAUUUUCCAGCCGGCCGCCUUUGACUUUGAACACUCGGAGCUAUUGCUCUACCAAAACUUUAUAAUCCGGGAGUCUGGUCAAUUGGACGUCGCCCUCCAAACGCUCGAGGAGAAUUCCAUUGCGAUUGUCGAUCGGGUCGCUUACAUGGAAACCCGAGGUUUUCCUUCACUCGGAGAUAUUUCUAAUGCAAGUAUUGUUCCAGGAAAUCUCCUCAUGCAGCUCGGCCAACUCGACAAGUCGGAACAAGUCUGGCGCUCUUUGAUUGACCGAAAUCCCGAGAACAACUUGUACUACGACAAGUUGGAGGAGUGCUUGGGCCUGCAAGGUAAUUUUUCAAGUUUUAGAAAAUGGUGGCUUUUUUAUAAAGUAUUUUGGGCUGAAAUAACGCUUUGAAGCAAAAGUUUGGCACUAAACUGAGCUUCCGAGAACUUUCCUGAAUUCAUUGAAAUCGAAAAACAAAAAUUUAAAAAAAUUUUUCUAAAGGAAAAAUUCUUCGAAUUUUUGUUUUGACCUUUUUCUUCUAAGAAAAAAAUUGCUCCCGAUUGAGUUAUUUUUUUACAAAAAAAUCUCCAUUAAAACCUUUGGAAAUUUAAUAAAAGUUUUACAAGCACUUUAUUGGAAAAAUAAUUGAAUUCUGACAAAAUUUGACUUUUUAGAGGGAUUUUUAAAAAUUAAAAAUUAAGCUUCUUUGAUGGCAUUUUUUUCGCCUUUUUUUCGAAGCUGUAAAGGUAAAUUUUGAUGAGAAAAAGAACUUCCAAUAAAAAAACGAGUAUGAAAAAAACUGUUAUAGGAAGUUCUGUUCAAGGAAAAACUCAUUUUAGAAUUUGAAGAGAAAAUUUGAGCAAUUUACCAUUUUUGGGUGAAUGGUUAACGAAUUUCUCAACUUUUUUUUUCAGAGAAAGGAAAUACCGAACGCCUAGCUUUAUACGACGAAUUGGGCCAAAAGUACAAAAAAGCCUCGGUCCCAAAAAGAGUCGCCCUGAACUUGGUGGAAGGCGAACAGUUCCGGGAAAGGCUUCUGGACUGGAUGACGCCUUUCUUGAGAAAAGGAGCCCCCAGCCUUUUCACCAGCUUGGUCCCUCUCUACGCGUUCCCUGAGAAGGUUAGGAAAGUUCAAAAAGAACGGAAAAAUAAUACUUUUUCAGGUCGCGAUCAUCGAAGGAUUGAUCAAUGAACUGGUGAAGAAGUUCGAAGACGAAGGCUAUAAUAAUGUCUCUUUGGAUGGUUUGUUGUGGAUUUUUAUACAUUAUGAACAAGGAAAGGUGAAAUAUUCAGUAUUACUAUUUUUUUAUUCUAUUGUCCCUUAUUAAGUUUAUUUUAUCAGUUUAUUAUUCUUGAUUAUUUUAAAAAGUUAGAGUUAGGCAAAACCAUGGUUUGGAUAGGAAAUUUUUUUCGUACUUUCUCUCCGAAAAUUAAAUUUUCUGUUCAAAUAAAAAAAGUCUUAUAACGUUUUCUUAAGAUAAAUUUUUUUCUCAUAACUCUAUAUACUUGCUAGAAUUUUUUUAAAAUCAUAUUUAAAUGAAUAAAUAGUAGUUUCAAUGCCACUUUUAACUUGAGGAUAUAUACUUUUAAACCCCAAAAUCAUGAUUUUUCCAGAUACUUUUACAGUUUUUUUUAACAGAAAUUAUGUUAAUUACUAUUUUUGGAAUAUUUUUUUAAAAUUUCCUGGAACUGACGAAUUAGUUAGGGCAAAUGUAUUCUCAUCUCAUAUUCAGAAACCAAAAGUUUAUUGUUUUAUAACUGCGAACUGGGUUUUUUUUUUCUCUAAAAACUGGUUUUCUAAACUACUUCUUCUAUUUUAAUUUUAUCAGUUUUUUUCUUGAUAAGUAGAGAGAUUGAAAGAAAAUGUCAACAAAAAACUUCAGUUUAUACUUUUAUUUUCCGUUUUUAGCUUCUGAAACGGAGCACGAGCCACCCACCACGGCCUUGUGGCUUUACCUUCUCGCCGCCCAGCACUACGACAGAGUUUCCAACACUUCUUUGGCACUCAGUUUUGUGGAUCGAGCCAUUCAACAUACGCCGACGCUCGUCGAAAACUUGAUGCUCAAAGCGAGGAUUUAUAAGGUUAGAAUUAUUUUGAAAAACGAUAUCACUCAAUAAAUCUGUUAUUCGAGUUGAGACGUUUCAAAAACUUGAAAUAGAGCUGUUUCGUCAUAAUUUGCGCAUUUUGCAAACUUUGGAGCUUCAUAAAUCGCAAAAGAUAAUUUUUUUUUUCUUUUUCUGAAGUGCUGAAAGGCGUUUCAGCCAAGUUUCAUCAAAAGUUCAACCCGAGGGCCAAAAAACGUUCCCUAAACGGUGUUCCAAAGUGUCCUAAAACGAGAAAAUAAGUCUUCUGAAAAAUAAUGUUUUUUUUUUAUAGCAUGCCGGAGAUUAUCUGGAAGCCGCGGACCUGAUGGACGAGGCUCAAAGUUUGGACACGGCCGACCGUUAUAUCAACGGAAAGUGUGCCAAAUAUCUCCUGAGGGCGCGGAAAAUCGAAGAAGCCACGAAAAUGUGCGCCAAGUUCACCAGGGUUCGACUAGUUCUCAUCCUAGAAAAUUUGAAUUUUUUCGAUUUCAGGAGGGAGAUGCUCCUGAAACUUUCCUGAACGAAAUGCAGUGCAUGUGGUAUGAAAUCGAGUGCGCCCGGGCAUAUCGAUCUCUGAACGACUAUGGAGAAGCGCUGAAGAAGGCUCAUCAGAUUGAGCAGGUUUUUAGGAGGGAGAAUACUUUUCAGUGAUGUUUCCAAGCUUUAUUCUGGUCUUAAGGUGAUCAAAAUUGGUUUAAAUUGUACACAGAUGUGGAAUUUCGAAAUAACCACUUAAAUAUUGAUUUCAAAUGGAUGAAGUUCAGAAAAAAAUCGAAUACUUUCAAUGGAAAAAUCAGAAGGAACUUUUUUAAAUCGAUAUUUAGCAGAUUUUGUCAAAAAAAGUUUUUUUCUCAUCGAUUUUUUUUCAACCUUUUUCGCCUUAAACCAAGUUUUCAUAAAAAAAUGUGAACUUUUGAAAUAUUUCGAUUUUUUUCGUGAGAGGAUAUAACUACAGAUUCAUUAGAAAAACUGUAUAGGAAAAAGUUCUUUUUUAUUUUAUAUUCUUCUUUUUUUUUCAUAGAAAAAUCCAGCAGACCCGAGAAUAGUAUUUGAUUGAUGACCUCAGAAAAAUUUAAUUUUUUUUUACCGAAUAUAGCCAUUUUUUGCAGCAUUUUUUCACAAUUGUCGAAGAUCAAUACGAUUUCCAUACGUAUUGCCUGCGGAAAACGACCCUGACGGCCUAUGUCUCGCUUCUGAGACUCGAAGACGUCAUCCGUCGUCACAAUUAUUUCUAUCAAGCUGCCAAAUUGGCGAUCAAGGUUUUUUUUCAUCUAUCAAAGCGAAUAUUGUACAGAAAAAGGUGAUUUAUGAAAUGAGAAAGAUUGAAUAGUUGUGAAAAAAAGUAUUAUUUUUUUCAUUUCAUUAUUUAAUCUUGCUCGUAGGAGAUGUUAAUUCAAAAAAAAAAAUUGAAUGCUUCAAAAAGUUUUAGAAACAGGAUGAUCAAGUAGCGAAAAAACUCGGAAAGAAAAAUAUGGCGUUUUACUAGGGGAGAACGUUGAAAAGUUUUUGAAAUAAUAGGAUUUUAUUUUAUUUUUUUCCGAUUGUCAAACCUUUUUUUAGUCUUUGUGGUACAAAUAAUGCGGAGAAAAAAAAAAUCAAAGUUUCUAAAAUUUCCGAAACAGGAUAAUCAAAUAACGAAAAUGUAUAACAUAAAUAAAGAGAAAUGGUUUUUUUAUUUUUUUAUUAUUUGAAGCUUUGCUGUAUUUACUGAACAUUUUUGGGUGAAAAUCAAAAAUCUAAAUAAUUUUUUGAAAUUUUGACGAUCAUACAAUAAAUAAACAGGUCACUUGUAAUCUUUUGAUUUGAAAAGCAAUUUUAGAAAAAAAAAUAGUUUACAGUGUGCCAGAGAUACUUGACAAAAACUUUGAAAUGAUAAAAAAAUUGAGCUUUUCGGGAGAGUUAAUCUGUUAGCAUAGUUUCUUCAGAAACAAAAUUGGAUUUUUUUCUUUUUUUAUUCCAAACAUUGUGAAAUUUUUCAUAGUUUUGCCGCGAAUUAAAUUUACAUCCUCAGAUUUAUAUGCGCAUGAUUGAUCGUCCAAACGAUAUGAUCAUGCAAAAUGGCAUCAACAGCGAAGGUUUGACGAGCAACGAGCUGAAAAAGCUGAAGAAGAAGCUCAAAAAACAACAGCUGCAGAAACAGGAGGAAGAGGAGAAGAAGAAAGAAGUUUGCAUUUAUUUCAGAACGAAAAAAAAGAUUAUUUCUCUUAGAAAGAGAAGGAUGACUACCGAGGCCCGCAGAUAGACGCCAAGGAACUUCUGAAGACGGAGAAGCCUUUGGAAGAAGCCGCGAAGUUCGCCCAUCACCUGCACAUGCUCGGAUCGCCCCACGCCACCGCCUAUGCCCUCGCCGCCGAUGUUUAUUUGAGAAAGGUUCUUUCAAUCAUAGGAAAGAAGUGAAUUAUCUCAUGUUUCUUCUAGAAAAAGACCUUACUCGUGUUGAAAUGUCUGAACGAAGGCAACAAGAUCGACCCCAACAGCCCUCUAUUACAUGUCCAGAAAGUCAAGUUCCUGAAAUAUUGUGGGUUUUGAACGAGUUCACAGGAUUUUUAGCCCCUUUCUUCUUUUUUUUUUUGGCUCCGAAACUUCUCAUUCAAGUUUUAGGCUCCUUUUCAGUGGAAAAAAGGAUAAUUACAAGUUUUUAAGAUUUCUAAAAAGGCUAAGGAAUAUUCCAAGUGGUAUACUUGUUUGAAGAGGUUUCUUCAAUUUUUUUCUAGAAUAAAAAAAGAACUGGGAAACUGUCUCUACUGCAAUUUUCUUUUGAGGGCAUAAAAUUUGAAUUAAAAAAGCGUUAAAUUUGAGAAUAACUUGAGAGUUUGUAUUUCGAAAACGCGACUGAAUCAACUAUUAUCGUAGUAGAAAAAAAAAACAGAGAAAAAUAAAAGUUUUUAGCCACUUUUCUUGUGAUUUCUAUAAUUAUUUCAGACGAAACUGUUCAACUCACUGGUAUUCCCGCCGACUUGGCCAAGGAAGUUUUCGAAAACUUGUUCAAGGGAGUCAAUGAUCCCGUGAAGCUGAACGAGGAGUUCAAGAGCAACAAUCAGCAAAGUUUGAUACAUCGGCUGGCAGGUAAAACGGAAACAGAAUAGAAAAAAAUAUUUGUCGAUAUUUUGAUAGCAAAGUUUCCGAAAUUUCAAUUGAAAAAAUUGCAGUUGCCGAGGUGAACUUGUUCCUGGACCCUUCGUCCGGUCCUGCCACCAAAAACUGGCUUCUGAAGUCCUUUGAGGACGACAAACUCAAGGGAAGAACACUCAAGAAUUUCAUCAAGUUCCGCGACGCCAUUUCCUAUGGAAAGAUUGGCAGCUGGACCAAGGAGGAGGUAUAGAAUCUGUUAUAAUUUUGACUGAGAAAAAAUAACAAAAAAAUUAGAAAAAUGAUCUGAACUGAUGAAUAUUUUCUCGCGAAUUUCUCGAAAAAUAUAACUUUUCAAGUGAGAAAAAUAUUUUAGAAGCAUUUUGAGAACCACUAAAGCUAGUAGAUUAGAUGUCAAAAAAAAAUUGAAUUUUCUAAUCUUGGCUUGAUCUAUGGCAUAAAAGAAAAACGCUUAAUAGAAUUGCUUCAAAAUAAAAGUAUUUUUUUAAAAAGUCAGGUAUUUUUCAGAGUUAUCCAACGAACAAUAAAAUUUUAUUUUUUAGAAAUUUCGCUUUUUUUUUUAAAUAUUUUAGGCUCCAUAUGUAUACUCCCAGUUCAUUCAGUGUUGUCUUGGGGCGAUUUAAUAUGGGUCUUGACACGAAUAGCGAAAAAGUGUGCGAAAAGAAGUCCUUCAGACUAUUUUUUAGAAUUUUUUUUAUGUUUUACAAACGCUAAAUGGUGUAACUAGUUCGCACUGCUCCACUUUUAACUUUUUUGAAAAUUGGCGCUCUUUUUAGUGCUAAUUAAGUAUAUAUGUAACGUUGAAUUAUUUUUUCACAUGGCUUAUGAUUCUAAAGAACUUUUUUCAAAAAAGCAACAUUUUUUCGAAACGGUUGCUCAGGUGGAAGUGCUGACGCGUGUGGCUCACGGCCUUUUCCCGCUCUCCCGAGAAUUCGGAGGCGGCGUCCAAAAACCUUCUUCCUCUUCCGGAUAA